Messenger RNA from Schizophyllum commune H4-8, 3154 nucleotides. RefSeq lists its product as uncharacterized. Lineage: Eukaryota; Fungi; Basidiomycota; Agaricomycetes; Agaricales; Schizophyllaceae. The transcript has 10 exons. The record is from RefSeq and is a predicted model, not a curated record. The coding region runs from base 1 to 2718 and encodes 905 amino acids.
AUGGCUGAAGAGGCUGCCAACGCUACUGCCAAGCUCCCUUCCGUCGAAUCCAGCCUCGGACAGUGCCGCUGCAAGUUCUCGGGUCAAAAGGGGAGCCCGGACGGCAAUUCGAAGAACUCGGGACGACUUUCGACUGCUCGGGCGACACUCCAUAAGUUCUCGGGGCGAAAGAGGGCGCCGUCGCAUAGCUCGACGAUGUGUCAGAGGGAACACUGGAGCAUCGGUGAUCACCGCGUCGCCUUCGCCCCGACUGUGAGAUACCUCUACACCGUCAUCCCCAUGCGCGCCAAGGACGCGCACUUCUUAGCUGUCAUUGCACGCUCUUACGUCGAGAAGAAUUAUGCUACCAUUCUUGUGCGCGUCCGUGGCCCACCGGGCGCCUACGAGUGCGUCCGCGUCGACCUCAGCCUCACCAAUCUGCGCGAGACCUUGUCCGACAUUUCCACCGGCGCGAAGUUGGACUCGGAGAUCCACCUGGAUCCCUGUCCAUAUCCGACGUUCUGCGUUCAUGUCGAGCAUAUGCAGGGCGACACGCCGCGGACUCGGGUGGUCCGGCUUACUCCGCGGACGGCGUCGUGGCGCCUUGCGCGGGAGGGGCGGCGGCGGGUGUUGGACCUGUUUUAUGGUCGAUUCCCUACUAAUUUGCUUAUUCUUGUUUCGGCCGUUGAGCACGUAUACCAAGCGCGUGCCACGCUUUCCCUGCCGCGACUCGAUUCUGGUGGACCCUGCUUCGGCCCUCGUCCGGAUGACACGUCGAAGAUCGUCGCCGGGAAUUCUUUCGCCGCCCAGUCGACGCCUUUCUGCUCGCCAACGAUCUUUCCUCUUGCCAUCACCGACACGCUGAUCCUUCGUCGUUGCUCUAUGGCCACUGCACCCGAUUUUGCUCUGCCCGACCUCUCAAAUCCUUUGCAUCAGCCGGGAGACCUCCAGACUCUCUUUGGAGCCGUCUCUGCCUUGGCGCGCUCCCAGGAUGAAGGUCCGACGAUGUUCGCGUCGGAGGAGGCUUUGCACGUCAAGGCUGCGAAGCGAGCCCUACGCGCACGUCCCCUUGACAUCGUCUUGGCUGCGCCACCUGGUAUCCCCUUCGAGCUUUAUGUGCACACGACCGCUGGAAAAGCGAUAUGCGUGGCGUUCAUCGCGCUAAAGUUCCUUCACUUCUCGAUUCCUGCGAAGCUGGACCGUCAGCUGUGGCCAUUCGACGAUUCCAUAUGGCCACAUCUACUUCGCUGGGCGGACUAUCUUCUUCCCUCUGGCUACAUCUCCGAUAUCCACCUAUGCAAAGAAGCCAGGCAGCAUGUACUGUUCCGCAUUUCCACUGUGAUCGGGAUCACCGAGUGCCUCACAUCGCUCCCCAAGGAGCAGGUGCGGUCGUGCCUACUCGGCGGCAGUAACGAUGUCUUGCACACCCUCGUUACACUGUGGGUGCGCUGGACUGACCUUGUGCCGGCCCUCGACAUGGGUCCCCGCGAGGUUAUGUGGUCUGCGUGCCUCCUUGGCUCCGUAUGGGAUUCUUUCGAGGGCCAGCCCGCGGAGGACGUCCUUCGUACGCAGAUUAUGCGUGUCGCCGGCGGCAGCGCGAGGGACGUGUUUCGCGCCGGCGCUGCGUAUCUGUGCGCUUUAUCGGCCGCGGGCGCUGUCGCACGAGAGCGGGACGAGAUUGGGGAGCAAACGACCUUCGUAGCCGCUAUCAUUCGCCCGUACGAUGUUGGUCCGGAGACGCUGCCCAGCUCGUUCAUCGCGACUCUGGUCACGAUACUCGACGACAACCUUACCGCCGCUCCCGAUUCGCACAACCUCUGGGUGCAGAUCUUCAUGCUUCUGUGUACAUUGUGUGGUCACUCGGACCACGCGACAAUGCUCUGCAUCAAGCAUGGACUGUUCCCUCUUCUCGUCCGCAUACGGAGCAUCUGCUCGCAUUGCUCGACCGGAGUCGUUCCCUACGGCUCCAAGCAGGUCUCCUCUGGCGGAGCCACGGGCAUACUGAUGACUUACAUUCGCAAUACCUUCUGGUCCCGUCGAGCUGUCGCGAAUUUCCAUACGGCUUAUGAGAACUACGCGGCUCGCAUGCCUAUCGUCCCGCUGCGAGAGGAUGAGCGAGCGGUUCUGGACGUUGCCGAUCGCCAUUACGCUCUGCUCAUAGAGGCUGAGGAACAGUGGUCGAGCGUGGCCAAGUGCUGCAACUACAUGUGCGCUAGUUCUGAAUCUGCUGCGCUGCGUUCCUGCCCCUGCGGAGAAGCCCUUUAUUGCUCCACAGAUUGUCAGCGAGCGCAUUGGAGCACCGGGGAGCAUCGCUACCUCUGCGAUGUACACUUCGCAAGCCGAGCUGGGAGUACAUGCCCCACUGUGAAGUCGAAGGACGUCUACUUCCUGGUCGUAAUCGCACGCGCCUUCGUUGAAAGCAACUAUCAGCAAAUCCUCGCCCGGCUGAACCGCCAGCCCAGCGGAAACGAUCUUAUCCUCGUCAAUCUGCCCUUAUUGCACGACCCAACGGUGACCGAGUUGUUCACGGCGACGGCUUGUGAAAACUCGUUUAGGCCGGAUAUUUGUCCGUAUCCUUCUAUCUCCGUACAGGUGUCGUAUCAGCAGACGAAUGGCGUACGCGCCCGUCUAGUGAACCUCGUUCCCAGAAGUGCUGCGUGGCGAUACGGCAAGGACGAGUUCGCGACGCUCACGUGCACCUUAUAUGACCCGCCGACGGAUUGGACCUGCGUGGACUGACGAUCCCUGCAGGGGCUUCUUGAAGUGCGUGUUCCAUUGCACGCGGUGUUCUUGGAGAGGAGAAGGGUGUCGAUAUCAUACUGAGGGAAAGACGGGAAGUAUAGACACGAAAUGAAAGUCGGUCUUGGGAAUCAAAGCGUCCGAGCGUCCGUAAUGGUAUAUACGAGGUCCGAGUCCAGUAAGAUGUCCAUGAAGUGGAGGAUGAGUUCAGUAGAAGCCGGGUAUAUGUAAGUCCAGAGUAUCCGCGACGCACGUCAAAGUCCAGCAGAACGAAUGUGUCCGAGAUGAAAGUCCACCAAGCUUCCCGCUGAGAGGAGUCCUUGUCUACAGUCGCGCAUCAUAUGCCCACCGCUACGCGAACCUGCCUAACUAUCGCCAACUUUGACUCGAAUAUCGGGCAUCUAGGGGCGAAGAUCUUCAUCGCUUCUUCCAGCGC